CAAUAUUGAGCAUCUACAUAUCAAUUGAUAAACAUUGCACUGGUUUAACACUGUUUCUAUUCUGUCUAUUUACAAUGAAUUUCAGAUUACAGCUCUGUUUGGGUGCAGUUUUAAUUUUUGUUAUACAUGCUGUGAAAUCUGUUCCACUGAGUCUAGACAAUAGUUUGAGGAAAAAACGGGAAACUGUCCCGUCCGUUAAAGCCGUCAACGUCGACUUAGAAGAUGGUUUAAGAAAGAAACGCGAAGCUGUUCCAUCUGUCAAAGCCGUCAACGUCGAUUUGGAAGAUGGUUUGAGAAAGAAACGUGAAGCUGUACCGUCAGUCAAAGCCGUCAAUGUCGACUUAGAAGAUGGUUUGAGAAAGAAACGUGAAGCUGUACCGUCUGUCAAAGCCGUCAAUGUCGAUUUGGAAGAUGGUUUGAGAAAGAAACGUGAAACUGUACCAUCUGUCAAAGCCGUCAACGUCAACUUGGAAGAUGGUUUGAGAAAGAAACGUGAAGCUGUACCGUCAGUCAAAGCCGUCAACGUCGACUUGGAAGAUGGUUUGAGAAAGAAACGUGAAGCUGUACCGUCUGUCAAAGCCGUCAAUGUCGAUUUGGAAGAUGGUUUGAGAAAGAAACGUGAAACUGUACCAUCUGUCAAAGCCGUCAACAUCGAUUUGGAAGAUGGUUUGAGAAAGAAACGUGAAACUGUACCAUCUGUCAAAGCCGUCAACGUCAACUUGGAAGAUGGUUUGAGAAAGAAACGUGAAGCUGUACCGUCAGUCAAAGCCGUCAACGUCGACUUGGAAGAUGGUUUGAGAAAGAAACGUGAAGCUGUACCGUCUGUCAAAGCCGUCAACGUCGACUUAGAAGAUGGUUUGAGAAAGAAACGUGAAGCUGUACCGUCUGUCAAAGCCGUCAACGUCGACUUAGAAGAUGGUUUCAGGAAAAGACGUGAAGCUGUACCAUCAGUAAAAGCCGUUAACGUCGAUUUGGAAGAUGGUUUGAGAAAGAAACGUGAAGCUGUACCGUCUGUCAAAGCCGUAAACGUCGACUUAGAGGAUGGUUUGAGGAAAAGACGUGAAGCUGUACCAUCAGUAAAAGCCGUUAACGUCGAUUUGGAAGAUGGUUUGAGAAAGAAACGUGAAGCUGUACCGUCUGUCAAAGCCGUCAACGUCGACUUGGAAGAUGGUUUGAGAAAGAAACGUGAAGCUGUACCGUCUGUCAAAGCCGUCAACGUCGACUUAGAGGAUGGUUUGAGGAAAAGACGUGAAGCUGUACCAUCAGUAAAAGCCGUUAACGUCGAUUUGGAAGAUGGUUUGAGAAAGAAACAUGAAGCUGUACCGUCUGUCAAAGCCGUAAACGUCGACUUAGAGGAUGGUUUGAGGAAAAGACGUGAAGCUGUACCAUCAGUAAAAGCCGUUAACGUCGAUUUGGAAGAUGGUUUGAGAAAGAAACGUGAAGCUGUACCGUCUGUCAAAGCCGUCAACGUCGACUUGGAAGAUGGUUUGAGAAAGAAACGUGAAGCUGUACCGUCUGUCAAAGCCGUCAACGUCGACUUAGAGGAUGGUUUGAGGAAAAGACGUGAAGCUGCACCAUCAGUAAAAGCCGUUAACGUCGAUUUGGAAGAUGGUUUGAGAAAGAAACGUGAAGCUGUACCGUCUGUCAAAGCCGUAAACGUCGACUUAGAGGAUGGUUUGAGGAAAAGACGUGAAGCUGUACCAUCAGUAAAAGCCGUUAACGUCGAUUUGGAAGAUGGUUUGAGAAAGAAACGUGAAGCUGUACCGUCUGUCAAAGCCGUUAACGUCGAUUUGGAAGAUGGUUUGAGAAAGAAACGUGAAGCUGUACCGUCUGUCAAAGCCGUCAACGUCGAAUUAGAGGAUGGUUUGAGGAAAAGACGUGAAGCUGUACCAUCAGUAAAAGCCGUUAACGUCGAUUUGAAAGAUGGUUUGAGAAAGAAACGUGAAGCUGUACCGUCUGUCAAAGCCGUAAACGUCGACUUAGAGGAUGGUUUGAGGAAAAGACGUGAAGCUGUACCAUCAGUAAAAGCCGUUAACGUCGAUUUGGAAGAUGGUUUGAGAAAGAAACGUGAAGCUGUACCGUCUGUUAAAGCCGUAAACGUCGACUUAGAGGAUGGUUUGAGGAAAAGACGUGAAGCUGUACCAUCAGUAAAAGCCGUUAACGUCGAUUUGGAAGAUGGUUUGAGAAAGAAACGUGAAGCUGUACCGUCUGUCAAAGCCAUCAACGUCGACUUGGAAGAUGGUUUGAGAAAGAAACGUGAAGCUGUACCGUCUGUCAAAGCCGUCAACGUCGACUUAGAGGAUGGUUUGAGGAAAAGACGUGAAGCUGUACCAUCAGUAAAAGCCGUUAACGUCGAUUUGGAAGAUGGUUUGAGAAAGAAACGUGAAGCUGUACCGUCUGUCAAAGCCGUAAACGUCGACUUAGAGGAUGGUUUGAGGAAAAGACGUGAAGCUGUACCAUCAGUAAAAGCCGUUAACGUCGAUUUGGAAGAUAGUUUGAGAAAGAAACGUGAAGCUGUACCGUCUGUCAAAGCCGUCAACGUCGACUUGGAAGAUGGUUUGAGAAAGAAACGUGAAGCUGUACCGUCUGUCAAAGCCGUCAACGUCGACUUAGAGGAUGGUUUGAGGAAAAGACGUGAAGCUGUACCAUCAGUAAAAGCCGUUAACGUCGAUUUGGAAGAUGGUUUGAGAAAGAAACGUGAAGCUGUACCGUCUGUCAAAGCCGUAAACGUCGACUUAGAGGAUGGUUUGAGGAAAAGACGUGAAGCUGUACCAUCAGUAAAAGCCGUUAACGUCGAUUUGGAAGAUGGUUUGAGAAAGAAACGUGAAGCUGUACCGUCUGUCAAAGCCGUUAACGUCGAUUUGGAAGAUGGUUUGAGAAAGAAACGUGAAGCUGUACCAUCUGUCAAAGCCGUCAACGUCGAAUUAGAGGAUGGUUUGAGGAAAAGACGUGAAGCUGUACCAUCAGUAAAAGCCGUUAACGUCGAUUUGAAAGAUGGUUUGAGAAAGAAACGUGAAGCUGUACCGUCUGUCAAAGCCGUAAACGUCGACUUAGAGGAUGGUUUGAGGAAAAGACGUGAAGCUGUACCAUCAGUAAAAGCCGUUAACGUCGAUUUGGAAGAUGGUUUGAGAAAGAAACGUGAAGCUGUACCGUCUGUCAAAGCCGUAAACGUCGACUUAGAGGAUGGUUUGAGGAAAAGACGUGAAGCUGUACCAUCAGUAAAAGCCGUUAACGUCGAUUUGGAAGAUGGUUUGAGAAAGAAACGUGAAGCUGUACCGUCUGUCAAAGCCGUCAACGUCGAUUUAGAAGAUGGUUUGAGAAAAAAACGUGAAGCUGUACCGUCUGUCAAAGCCGUCAACGUUGAUUUAGAAGAUGGUUUGAGAAAGAAACGUGAAGCUGUACCAUCUGUCAAAGCCGUCAACGUCGAUUUGGAAGAUGGUUUAAGAAAGAAACGUGAAGCUGUACCAUCUGUCAAAGCUGUGAACGUCGACUUAGAAGAUGGUUUGUGAAAAAAAGUAUGAAGCCGAAAUUUUUUAAUCGUUUUGUGCGGAAAACAGAUGAGUGUAUGUGAAGCUUUUUAUUACAGACAUGCUAAUGGAUAUAAAUGUAAUACUUGUGGUCUAUUUAAAUUGUUUACUAUGACAGCAUGCCUUUGUUUUCGCUUAGUAUUGUCUUCAUUUUGAUUUGUUGAUUGUCUUUGUUUUGUAAAUGAUUACUUGUUAUUUAAAAAUUAUAUUGUUUGUUUGAUAUGGUUUCUUGAAUAUUUAUCUAUUGUAAAAGUCAACCGUGAGAGUUGUAAAGCUUCAGCUUAAAUAACAAAUAUGUAAAAUUAUUGAAAAUUUAAAUCAAAUAAAGUCACGUUGAGAAAGUUUUAAUAAAUUA
Molecule: messenger RNA, 3882 nt
Organism: Mytilus trossulus (common blue mussel)
Lineage: Eukaryota; Metazoa; Mollusca; Bivalvia; Mytilida; Mytilidae
Product: plectin-like
Exons: 2
Coding region: 75-3509 (1144 amino acids)
Source: RefSeq, a predicted model, not a curated record